AAACCACAGAGCAGAGGAAGAGGGCGGGCUUCAAUGACUGUGUUGAACAGCGGCCAGCAGGCUGACUGUGAGAGCGGACACCAUGGAGGACAGACGUCUGCUGGCUCUGACCUCUCUGAUCAUCUACACAGCAACGCUUCCAGCAGCUCUGGUCCCUGUUUCAGCGUUCUCAGCAGGACUGACUGUGAGUCCCAGCAGAUCUCAGUUCCUUCAAAGAGACUCAGUGUCUCUGAGCUGUGAGGAGGACGGAUGGACAGUUUGGAGGAAGAACAGCAGUGGACAGAGGAGUUCAUGUGGAGACGGGUGGGGAAAACCUGCUGAUUCCUCCUGUAGAAUCAGCUACAUGGUGACUAAAGACAGUGGAGUUUACUGGUGUGAGUCCAGAGAGGGAGCAGCUGGAAGCAGCAUCAACAUCACUGUAGCUGAUACAGUGGUCCUCCAGAGUCCAGUCCUCCCUGUGAUGGAGGGACAGGACGUCACUCUGGGUUGUAGAACCAGCGCUCCCUCCACCCUCUCAGCUGAGUUCUUUAAAGACGGCGUCUCCAUGGGGACCGAGUCCACAGGUCACAUGAUCCUCCGCCAUGUUUCCCGCUCUGCUGAAGGCCUCUACAGGUGUAGUUUCAGAGGUGUUGGAGAGUCUCCACCCAGCUGGAUCUCUGUCUCAGGGAACCACAAGACAGAACCUCCUCCUGGUUCCUCCUCUGAUCCUCCUCCUGGUUCCUCCUCCCGUCUCCUCCCUGUGUGGAUCUCCCUCUCCUCUCUCGUUGUGGUUCUCCUGCUGGUUCUCCUGCUGGUCCGGUUCUGCAGCAGGAACCCUGAAGGCUCGGCAGCAGAACCUGAAGUCACCGACAGCGACGUCAACAUCCUGCAGCGUCAGCAGCAGCCGGUCCGACGGAGCAGAGAUGUGGAUCCAGUGUAUUCAGACGUCAGAGUUCCAGAUGUUUCCUACGGACAAAUAGUCAUCAAAGAGAAACGAAGCCGAGGGAAGAAGUCAGAGCUCAGAUAAAGUGUGGACCAGUGGAUCAGAGCAGAGUCUUUCCAGAUGUUCCUGUCAGAGUGAAUCAGCAGUAGAGUCCAGUAGAAGCAGCUCCUGUGCUUUAGUGUGUAUCAGCUGCUCUCAGAGUGUUUUCACAGAUGGAGCCGCCUCCUGCUGCUUCUUCCUGUUUCACAGGAAACAUUCUGGUUUGAAUCAAGUCUGGAUUCUGGUUCUACUUUUUCUCUUCAGGAUCAAACUCUGAAUCAAAUGUCUCAAUGUUUCACUUGGUUUAUUUCCUGUUGGUGUUUUCAGAGAUUCCUCCAGAGCCUGACGUGGUCUACUCCUCCCUGAGGUGACCCCCCAGUCCAGACCCAUCCGGAUCCAGACCUCCACACUGCUGAGUUCUACUGAGUUCUACUGAGUUCUGCUGAGUUCUACUGAGUUCUGCUGAGUUCAGACUGGAUUCUAUUAGGUUUUAAUUGAGUUUGAAUUGCUUUUUAUUGAGUUCUAUUUGUCUUGAGCUGGUUUUUAUUCAGUUUUAUUUGAGUUUAAUCAGGUUUUUAAUUCAUUUUAUUGAGUUUGGACAGGUGUUUAAUUGCAUUUAUUUUGUUUGAAUGGAUUUUUAUUGAGUUUUAUCAGGUUUUCAUUCAGUUUUCUUCUCUGUCGUCUCUCUGGUGGUUAAAAAGUCACUCCUCAUAUUAAAUAACCAACAAGGAGUUUUCUGUUCAGAUUAAUCUUCUUGCUUCUGUUUUAUGGAGUGUUUUCACACUUGCUGCUCAAACUGCUGUGCUUUGUAUUUCUGAAGUUUUCUGACUUUAUUUUCAGCCUGUUUCUGUGUUCGACUGGUUUUUGGCUGAUUUUCUGUUUCUUCACUGGCUUAGCAGGAAAUCCAGAUAAAAGCUGAGAAACAUGUUCAGAGAUCAGGAGGAUUUGAACUGAAGCUUCUGUUGCUGAAGAAUAAACGUUGGUCUCAGAGUCUCUGUGCGGUUUCAGACAAACAGCAGAUUGAAACAUUGAAAUGUUCAGGGGCCUUACCUAUAAAGCUCGCUGCGCACAAAACGAGCCCCAAACUUUGCGCAGGGGCUCC
Salarias fasciatus (jewelled blenny) is the source of this 2063-nucleotide messenger RNA. RefSeq lists its product as uncharacterized. The transcript is spliced from 8 exons. Lineage: Eukaryota; Metazoa; Chordata; Actinopteri; Blenniiformes; Blenniidae. Gene Ontology annotation, biological process: cell surface receptor signaling pathway; immune response. The record is from RefSeq and is a predicted model, not a curated record. Gene Ontology annotation, molecular function: transmembrane signaling receptor activity. Gene Ontology annotation, cellular component: external side of plasma membrane. The coding region runs from base 83 to 1006 and encodes 307 amino acids.